Messenger RNA from Elaeis guineensis (African oil palm), 1718 nucleotides. Its product is annotated as serine/threonine-protein kinase 52. The record is from RefSeq and is a predicted model, not a curated record. Gene Ontology annotation, cellular component: plasma membrane. Gene Ontology annotation, molecular function: protein serine/threonine kinase activity; ATP binding. Gene Ontology annotation, biological process: protein phosphorylation. NCBI's taxonomy places the organism in Eukaryota, Viridiplantae, Streptophyta, Magnoliopsida, Arecales, Arecaceae.
AAAGAGAAAGAGAAUGUGAAAGAUAAUUAAAAAAAAAACAGUGAGAGAUCCCAACUGGUCAGAGACACGUUGUCUUCAGGCAACCCAUGUGCUCACAUGGAACAUAGAGCAAAGAGAACCAGUGGGAGAGUGGGGAGAGCAGGAGCAGAAGAAGAGGAGGGGAAGAGAGAAGAAGAAGAUAGAAGAAGGGAGAGAAGAGGAGCUCUCAUCAGUUUCUCUAAGUAGGUAAGAACAGAAAGGAGAACAAGAACAAGAACUCUCGCACUUGCUAGUGGUUAACUCUUCCUUGAGAGAAGAAGAUCGAGGGAGAGAGGAGAUGAAGGAAGGGGGAGAUGGGUUCGUGCGGGCGGACCAGAUCGAUCUGAAGAGCCUGGACGAGCAGCUGGAGAGGCACCUGAGCCGGGCAUGGACGAUGGAGAAGAAGAAGGAGGAGGAGAGAGGCGGCGGCCGAGGGGAGAGGCAGAGGGAAGACUGGGAGAUCGAUCCCUCCAAGCUGGUCAUCAAAGGGGCCAUCGCCCGGGGCACCUUCGGCACCGUCCACCGCGGUGUUUACGACGGCCAGGAUGUCGCAGUGAAGUUGCUUGACUGGGGAGAAGAAGGUAACAGGACAGAAGCUGAAAUUGCUGCACUCAGGGCAGCUUUUUCUCAGGAAGUUUCUGUUUGGCAUAAGUUAGAUCAUCCCAAUGUAACCAAGUUUAUAGGGGCUACCAUAGGUGGCAGAGAUCUAAAUAUACAAACAGAAAAUGGCCAUCUUGGCAUACCGAGUAAUGUAUGCUGUGUCGUCGUCGAGUACCUUCCUGGUGGUGCACUGAAAACAUUUCUUAUCAAAAACCGGAGAAGAAAAUUAGCCUUCAAAGUUGUCGUUCCAAUGGCUCUUGAUCUUGCAAGGGGACUGAGUUAUCUGCAUUCAAAAAAGAUCGUGCACAGAGAUGUGAAGACAGAGAAUAUGCUUCUGGAUAAGACAAGAACAGUAAAAAUUGCUGACUUUGGUGUUGCCCGUGUCGAGGCUCAAAAUCCUAAUGACAUGACGGGUGAAACAGGAACACUUGGUUACAUGGCACCUGAGGUCCUCAAUGGCGAUCCUUACAACAGAAAAUGUGAUGUUUACAGUUUUGGCAUUUGCUUAUGGGAAAUAUACUGCUGUGAUAUGCCAUAUCCUGAUCUUAGCUUCUCAGAGGUUACGUCUGCAGUUGUUCGGCAGAACCUGAGGCCAGAGAUACCAAGAUGUUGCCCAAGCUCCCUGGCCAAUGUAAUGAAGAGAUGCUGGGAUGCGAACCCUGACAAGCGACCUGAGAUGGAUGCAGUGGUAGCUAUGUUGGAGGCGAUAGACACAUCAAAGGGUGGAGGAAUGAUCCCUCUUGAUCAGCCCCAAGGAUGUCUGUCAUGCUUUCGCAAGAACAGAGGUCCUUGAUGACUCAAGACUUAGCAAACCACGGCCCUUUAAUUGCUCUAAAGAUGCAGAACUUGGCGAUCAGAUUGUACCGACCUACGUAAACAAAUCUGGUUUCCUGGAGCUGAGGUGGUGGGAUCCUUGUUUUAGUUGAGGAGCUCUGCACAUCUCUCAGUCUCAUUAGUUGAUGUAAAGAAUUUUUCACCUUUGUGUGUAUUAGAAUAUUGGGCGGCCAGUUUUAGGAUUAGCUCACGUUUCAGGUAUCGUGUAAGAUGAUUCAUAUGUAAACUAUUUUGGUUUAUUUCAAUCUUCUUUUUUACAAAAAUAA